This is a messenger RNA of Condylura cristata (star-nosed mole), 2497 nucleotides long. RefSeq names its product bridging integrator 1 (gene BIN1). Gene Ontology annotation, biological process: regulation of endocytosis. Gene Ontology annotation, molecular function: phospholipid binding; tau protein binding. The record is from RefSeq and is a predicted model, not a curated record. Gene Ontology annotation, cellular component: cytoplasm; plasma membrane; synaptic vesicle. The transcript is spliced from 19 exons. NCBI's taxonomy places the organism in Eukaryota, Metazoa, Chordata, Mammalia, Eulipotyphla, Talpidae.
GGUCCCCGCGUCGCUCGCGCGCUCUCCAGGCGCACGCUCCGCCUCCGUCAGUCCGCCCGGCUGUCUAGUGUGCGGCGUGGAGCGGGAGCACCGCGGGACGCGCUGCCCAGGGCUGGGACUGCGAGAUUGGCGCCCGCCGCCGGGCGAGGCCUGAGCCGCGAUGGCAGAGAUGGGCAGCAAGGGGGUGACGGCGGGGAAGAUCGCCAGCAAUGUACAGAAGAAGCUCACUCGCGCGCAGGAGAAGGUCCUCCAGAAACUAGGAAAGGCGGAUGAGACAAAAGAUGAGCAGUUUGAACAGUGUGUCCAGAAUUUCAACAAGCAGCUGACUGAGGGCACGAGGCUGCAGAAGGAUCUCCGGACCUACCUGGCCUCUGUCAAGGCCAUGCAUGAGGCCUCCAAGAAACUGAACGAGUGUCUGCAAGAGGUAUACGAGCCUGACUGGCCGGGCAGGGAUGAAGCCAACAAGAUCGCAGAGAACAAUGACCUGCUCUGGCUGGAUUACCACCAGAAGCUGGUGGACCAGGCGCUGCUGACCAUGGACACAUACCUGGGCCAGUUCCCAGACAUCAAGUCGCGCAUUGCCAAGAGAGGACGGAAGCUGGUGGACUAUGACAGUGCACGGCACCACUUUGAGUCCCUCCAAACUGCCAAAAAGAAGGAUGAAGCCAAAAUUGCCAAGCCUGUCUCGCUGCUUGAGAAAGCCGCCCCCCAGUGGUGCCAAGGCAAACUGCAGGCUCAUCUCGUAGCUCAAACUAACCUGCUCCGAAAUCAGGCCGAGGAAGAGCUCAUCAAAGCCCAGAAGGUCUUUGAGGAGAUGAAUGUGGAUCUGCAGGAGGAGCUCCCGUCCCUGUGGAACAGUCGUGUAGGCUUCUAUGUCAACACAUUUCAAAGCAUCGCGGGUCUGGAGGAGAACUUCCACAAGGAGAUGAGUAAGCUCAACCAGAACCUCAAUGACGUGCUGGUCAGCUUGGAGAAGCAGCACGGAAGCAACACCUUCACGGUCAAGGCCCAGCCCAGGUGUUCCCCCCCCCACCCUGGGGGUGAGAGCCAAGCACCCCCUCCUCAACUUUUGUGGCUUUGUCCUCCUCGGUUGCCUGGGUGUGACUAACUGUGGCUUUGUCUUGUCUGUCUCCCCCAACCCCCACACUCUGCUGCGCCUCCCCGUGCGGCCCCCUCACCCGCCGCCGACCCACAGCUCCGGAAAGGCCCACCAGUCCCUCCGCCUCCCAAACACACCCCGUCCAAGGAGGUCAAGCAGGAGCAGAUCCUCAGCCUGUUUGAUGACACGUUUGUCCCCGAGAUCAGCGUGACCACCCCCUCCCAGUUCGAGGCCCCAGGGCCUUUCUCGGAGCAGGCUAGUCUGCUGGACCUGGACUUUGACCCCCUCCCACCUGUGGCGAGCCCUGUGAAGGCGCCUACGCCCUCUGGUCAGCCAAUUCCAUGGGACCUCUGGGAGCCCACAGAGAGUCCAGCUGGCAGCCUGCCUUCCAGGGAGCCCAGCGCUGCUGAGGGCACCUUUGCGGUGUCCUGGCCCAGCCAGAUGGCCGAGCCAGGUCCUGCCCAACCAACAGAGGCCUCAGAAGUAGCGGGUGGGACCCAACCUGCGGCUGGAGCCCAGGAGCCCGGGGAGACGGCAGCCAGUGAAGCAGCUUCCAGCUCCCUUCCUGCUGUGGUGGUGGAGACCUUCUCAGCAACUGUGAACGGCACCGUGGAGGCUGGCAAUGGGGCUGGGCGCUUGGACUUGCCCCCGGGGUUCAUGUUCAAGGUGCAGGCCCAGCAUGACUACACAGCCACGGACACAGAUGAGCUGCAGCUCAAGGCGGGAGACGUGGUACUGGUGAUUCCCUUCCAGAACCCAGAAGAGCAGGAUGAAGGCUGGCUCAUGGGCGUGAAGGAGAGUGACUGGAACCAGCACAAGGAGCUGGAGAAAUGCCGGGGGGUCUUCCCCGAGAACUUCACCGAGCGGGUGCAGUGAGGGCAGCUCUCUGGGCGUGUGAAGAACACCUUUUCCCGGAAAAUGUGUGUUUCUUUUCUUUUGUUUUUUUUUUUCCGUUUUUGUUUUUAAACUUUUGAAAAGCGAAGGGAAAUGGAGGGGAGAGACUGCAGUCGAGAGGUGUUCUCCCAACGAUGGGGUGGUUUUCCAAAGAGCCUGGUGCCGGCAAGUCCAGCGGAAUCGCCAGCGUUCCUGAAGCUGCUGUGUCCCCUAGUUGAGUUCCUGGCUGCCCUGCCCUGCUCCCCCCAGGGCGACGCCGCAUGUGUGCCGGCCGCAGGGGCCGGGGCACUGAGCCACCAUGCUUGCCUGAGCUUCGGCCCCGCCACCCGGGCACGGCCUCCCGCCCUGGCAGCUGCUGGGGUGGGCCCGGCCCGGUGUCUCCAGUGACCUCAGGGCCCAGACGCCAGCCUGGCCUGGCCCUGCCCCGCAGACCGUCUGUGUGCUGUUUGAAAAUAAAUCUUAGUGUUCAAAACAAAACGAAACAAACAACAGAAUUGACGAAAA